AUGGCCAGCAGGCUUUGCAAAGCAGAGGCCCCCUACGAGCUGUCUCAGAUCGCAGUCAAUGCCCUGCGGGACCCAGACGUGCGGCUGGAGCUGCACGUCGUGCCAUUCUCGCAUUAUUGCACGCGCGCGCGCUGGGCGCUCGCCGCGUCCGGCCUGGACUACUCAGAGGUGACGUACCUACCUGUGGAGCACAUGCGCGGCAUGGCGCGCGUGCUGGCAAGCUUUUGUCCGCACCUGUCGGCGGGGCACCUCACCAGGCCCCCCUCCCUCAUCAUCCCCUCCACGCCGGACGUGCAGCGCCGCUUCAAGGCAGAGCGCUGCACAAAGACUGCAUCGAGCCAGUCGCCCUACUCCGUCCCGGCGCUGGCCGUGUAUGGCGCCAAGGGGCAGCCCCUUUUCCUCCUGCGGAACAGCGCCCUCAUCGCCCGCUGGGCCGCCCUGCGAGCCGCCGCGCGCGGCGCCCCGCCCUCCGCCCUCCUGUACGGCCCCAGCCUGGAAGUGGCCAGCGCCGGCGCCGACAAGACGGGGACCGCCGAGGGCGAUGGGAAGUUUCUGGUGGCAGGCGGCGACAAUUACUACAGAUCUGUGUCUGAGAUGGAGCUGCGGCUGUCAAACGGUGUUGGCAUUGAGGUCCGGCGCCUCAUCUACUUCUACCUGCUGCCCUCUACGCUCCUGGGCGCCAACUUGUUCCGCCGCAACGCCCGCGGGCCCCUUGGCUGCACGCUCUGGUGGUUCUGGUACUUCGUAGCGCGCGUCAUGAUACCAAAAUUCUUGAAGAUCAACGCCACGACAGCGGCUCGCGGGCUGCAGCUGUUGAUGUCAGAGUUUGACUACUUCGACGCACUCAUCGCAAAGCGCGAGGCGGAGGUCGCUGCGGACGCCGGCGGCGGCGGCAACGGGGUCAGCAGCGGGGCCAGCGGGACUGUCGGCGCAGUCGCGGGCGCGCCGGCCAAAGCGCCGCUGCCGUUCUACCUUUGCGGCUCCGUCCUGAGCGCCGCUGACGUGUCGCUCGCGACGCUGGCGGGCCCGCUGGUGCAGCUGCCGCCCGGGUGCGACGCCGGCCGCUACUACCUGCCGCCGCCCGCGCAGCUGCCGGCCCCCCUGCGUGAUGUGGUGGCGGCGCUGACAGUGCGGCCCACGGGCCAGUACAUAAUCCGGCUGUGGGAGGCGCACGGGAUCGCUCUGAUGGCCGCGGGCACCAGCGGCGGUGGAGGUGUCGCGGCUCACAAGCCGGCCAGCCGUCUGUGA
Molecule: messenger RNA, 1248 nt
Organism: Monoraphidium neglectum
Lineage: Eukaryota; Viridiplantae; Chlorophyta; Chlorophyceae; Sphaeropleales; Selenastraceae
Exons: 6
Coding region: 1-1248 (415 amino acids)
Source: RefSeq, a predicted model, not a curated record